Molecule: messenger RNA, 2343 nt
Organism: Exophiala bonariae
Lineage: Eukaryota; Fungi; Ascomycota; Eurotiomycetes; Chaetothyriales; Herpotrichiellaceae
Exons: 3
Coding region: 1-2343 (780 amino acids)
Biological process (GO): regulation of DNA-templated transcription
Molecular function (GO): zinc ion binding; DNA-binding transcription factor activity, RNA polymerase II-specific
Source: RefSeq, a predicted model, not a curated record
AUGGAUCGUUCUCUGAGCAGCCGCGACCAAUCCACAGACCGUCCGAAUGACACCUUCCCUUCCACCACUUCCUCACAAUUCACCCAUUCUCAGUACCCAUUGUACCCACCUCCAAUUGACGCGGAGCUGACAAUGUCCUCCAACUACCCUGCCAUGCCUCAGUCCUACACACAACAACUACACGACGCCAGCAAUGAUGAUAAGAUGGAUGCCAGCCCGUCUCAGAACACUUUUGCAGUCAACACCAAUGGCGCAGGCAACGGCGUCGCGACAGACCCAGCUAUGGCUCCUCCGCAGACUCCCAAUGCGCAAGCCCUUGUAACCACGGCGUCGCGCUCUAUGGUCGAAGAUCCGUCGGACACACCCAUGACCGGUGACAAGAGAAAGCGCUCAAAGGUUUCGCGUGCCUGUGAUGAGUGUCGACGGAAGAAGGUCCGCUGUAUCAAUCCACCCUCCGAGGACGACGAAAACGAUGGCGGUGUUCCCAAGACCUGCACCAACUGUGAGAAGGCUGGUACUGUUUGUGGUUUUGAAAGAAAGCCUAUGAAGCGAGGCCCGUCGAAAGGCUACAUCAAAGAUCUUGCCGAUCGUGUCCAUAGCGUGGAACAGUUACAGGCUGCCCAUCUUCGACAAUCUCUCGACAUUGGCUCUACCUCCGUUCCAUUCGACCAGGUAGCAUUCUCGCCCGAGGAAACACCCACAAGUCGCACAAGAUAUUCCUUUUCCAACGCUCAGACUCCAUUUGCGCAAUCAGAGUUCCAGCGAGAUAGGAUCCCUAGCACUGGUGCCUGGGGUAGCAACCUUCCUGACCUUCGCUCUCGUGACCGUGGCAGCCUUGCAAUUGCCCCUGAUCAAACCCUUCCUCCUUCGGGCAACGCACCUGACUCAGACCUUGGUAAGAAUAACGCUGUCUACACUGACAAAUCCUUUUGGUCCGAUCUUGAUGAAGCUCGUCCCGCAAAACGCCAGAAAACCGACGAUUCACCUGAUAACAUGGAAUCCUUCGACCUCAACGAGGCUCAUUUGAGCCAGUACUAUAAUCACAUCCAUCCACUUGUUGGCUUGCUUCCUGAAGCCAAGACUGUCAUUCGAGUGAUCGAGAAUGCAACUGUCAAAGUCUCUCACGCUUUUGUCACUGCUCUCGAAUUGUUGCCUGGUGUUCCUUCAGGACCGACUGUGAACGGCGAUCAUAACCAAGACUCUACUACUCUAUCUCAGACCUCAGUCACAACAACCAAAACCUCUUUCAAAUCCAGUGCGUUCUCCAGCUUUGACGAGUUUUCAAAGUGGCUUUCGGCCAAGCUCAAGGACCAUCCUGCCGAUCGUUCUGAUGACGACAAUUUGGCGCUCGUGUGGACUUGUCUUUUGGUGGGACUUGCGCUUGAAAACGAUUUCAAUGGAAUGAUUUCUGAUCCUCUUCUGACUGCGGAUUUUCUCAGCCAAACCUUUGAGGUCGUCAGCUAUCUUGUCGCAGAUACUAGGACCCCAGCAGAGUCAUCCAUCACUGACAACGAAGACUUCUUGGGAGUGGUCCAAACUGCUUACAACGUCAAUUUCUUGCUCGCCACCACACACGCCCUUGGCAGUGGUUUGAAACCCUAUCUCAAGGCUGACCGCAAGCUUUCUUCUGUCAACAAGACCACCUACGUCAGCCCUGAAGCUGCCUAUGUCACCUUGUUUUCAAACACUGUGGAAAUGAUCUUGCCAUUCAUGGAGAUUUCACAUGAAUCAUUGGGCUUCUAUCCUUUCAAAUGGCUCAAGGGUGCCGUACUGUAUGGCCUGGCCCAUUAUCCGACCCUCGAUGAAAAGAGCGCCAUCGUCCGUCAGAUCAAUGCCUUUCUCGCAGUGGUAGUUCUUCGCAACAAGAAGGAUAUUGCUACAGAGGAACUCUUUAUGACGACUAAUUUCUUGGGUAAUUUCAUGGCUCAGAAAGGCAGGGAUACGUCAGAAUCCUCUCCUUAUAAUCCUAUCGAUGUUCACUGUUAUGCAUUGGCCACUAUCACUCUCCUUGAGAUCACCUUGACCAGUGGUAACCCCUUUUCUCGCACCGGCAGCAAGGAAACGAUCGAAGAGCUUGAGCCUAUUCUUCAAGGUAUCUCCGCUACAUAUCAUAAGCACCACGCUGGAAUUGAAUGGUUCUAUGCACCUGAGAACGGAGCCAAUGAUGGUUACACUACGACUCAUUGGUCUGAUUGCCUCUUGGGAGCAAUCAAACAUGCGAGAGCAAAUGAGCCCUCCGAGUAUGAGUGGAGCCCAGAUGAUCGUAUUGUCCCUGCAUUUGAUCGUCUGCUGCGUCGUGGAUACUUGAACGUACUUUCCUUGUUCCCUGCUCAGUCGGACUGA